Messenger RNA from Drosophila elegans, 411 nucleotides. It is a transcript of the gene Tim10, whose product is annotated as mitochondrial import inner membrane translocase subunit Tim10. Gene Ontology annotation, cellular component: mitochondrial inner membrane. Bases 1 to 279 code for a protein of 92 amino acids. Gene Ontology annotation, biological process: protein insertion into mitochondrial inner membrane. The transcript is spliced from 2 exons. NCBI's taxonomy places the organism in Eukaryota, Metazoa, Arthropoda, Insecta, Diptera, Drosophilidae. The record is from RefSeq and is a predicted model, not a curated record.
AUGGCCAUGCCACAGAUCAGUUCCGCCGACCAGGCCAAGUUGCAGCUGAUGCAGGAGAUGGAGAUCGAAAUGAUGUCCGAUUUAUAUAACCGCAUGACGAACGCUUGCCACAAGAAGUGUAUUCCGCCCCGCUACUCCGAAUCGGAGUUGGGCAAGGGCGAGAUGGUCUGCAUCGAUCGCUGCGUGGCCAAGUACUUGGACAUUCACGAGAAGAUUGGCAAGAAGCUGACGGCCAUGUCGAUGCAGGACGAGGAGCUGAUGAAGAAGAUGUCUAGUUAACCUGUAAACGCAUAAAACCCCCAUUUCCACAUAACCAAUGUGCAUUUUGAAGCGCUACGAUUGUUAGAGGUACAUGUACAAAACACCCAGUUGUAGAGAAUAAACCACAGAUUUAUGAGUGCUACAUAACAA